AUGCCCGUACGGUAUGCUCUACCGCUGUUGCUUCUUCCCAACUUGGACGAGCUUACUCUUGUCGCAUGGGGUGGCAAUUACGACAUUCCAGCGAACGAACAUGAAGUCGGUUUUGAAUACGACGACGUAGCCGGCUUCACCAUUUUCGACCGUAAGUGGUGGUGGCCGUACCGCUCAUCGCCUAUUACCAAGCUGUCGCUGUUCAAACCAGUUGUCUCUGAGAUUAUGGUCCAAAACAUGAUAUUUGCGUGCAAGGCUCUGGAGCGAUUCAAAUGCUUUCACCCAGUACGCUCCACCCCGGACGAUCGGUGGUUUGGGGGUCUUGUUGAUACACUGACUGAUCACAAGGAGAGUCUUGAAGACUUAUCGUUGCUGUGCAGGCAGCAUGGCCCUUCAUUAGAGAAUACCGGCUUGGCUCAGCUUGCUCCUCUUUCUGAAUUUACCAACCUCAACUCGGCCAGGGUAUCUCUGUAUUUGGUUUCUGAUCCGGGGUCAACCCUGAAAGCUCAGUCUUUGCCUGCUUUUUUCCCGCCAACCAUCAGAUCGCUGCAUAUCCACUAUCCCCGUGAGCCAAACGACCAAGUUGAUCAACAACUCCUCGACAUUCUCAUAUGGUACAAGGACGGUACCUUGCCGUCGCUCCAAGAUGUAUACAUCACAUGGGUAUACUAUCAGCGCGGAAAGGGAGAAUACGAUCUCCAAGAACGACUUCAGUCGCUGGUACAAAUCAAAAGGCAAUUCGAGAUGGCGUCGAUUACGUUUGACAUUAUGUUGACGAUUAGAGACGACAAAAGGACCAGCAUAAAUUGGCCUAAGCUAGCCAGUUUAGGACUGGUGAUGGACGGGACGCACCUGAGCACUGACCCCUAUGAUGAACCUGAUCAGAAAAGUGUCUUUGUUGAUUUUACGACCUCUCCUAGUCGCUACACGGCGCAGGAACUACGGGAUGAUCGAGAUCAUUGGCCUUUCUGGUGA
Molecule: messenger RNA, 975 nt
Organism: Alternaria rosae
Lineage: Eukaryota; Fungi; Ascomycota; Dothideomycetes; Pleosporales; Pleosporaceae
Exons: 2
Coding region: 1-975 (324 amino acids)
Source: RefSeq, a predicted model, not a curated record